Staurois parvus is the source of this 259-nucleotide messenger RNA. NCBI's taxonomy places the organism in Eukaryota, Metazoa, Chordata, Amphibia, Anura, Ranidae. The record is from the annotation of a GenBank genome assembly.
UAUGCAGCUGUGCAGGCCGCUUUUUGCGUGGGCGCGAGAGCCCAUUCAUUUGAAUGGACUCCCGUGCCUCGUGACACGCAGGGAAGAAGUCCCUGCACUUUUUUGGAAAACGCAGCCCGCACUGGAACCUCGGUUCCCAUUACGGUUGCGAUUUCCAGUGCGGGCGGCGUGCCAUUACAUCUAAUGGCAAUCGCCCUCGGGGUCUGCAUUUCUCUGUGCGGCUGCUCUGGUGUUAAUGAAAUUAACAACAGGCGCACUA